Molecule: messenger RNA, 561 nt
Organism: Aspergillus bombycis
Lineage: Eukaryota; Fungi; Ascomycota; Eurotiomycetes; Eurotiales; Aspergillaceae
Product: bifunctional thymidylate/uridylate kinase
Exons: 2
Coding region: 1-561 (186 amino acids)
Biological process (GO): dTTP biosynthetic process; dTDP biosynthetic process; dUDP biosynthetic process
Cellular component (GO): nucleus; cytoplasm; cytosol
Molecular function (GO): dTMP kinase activity; ATP binding
Source: RefSeq, a predicted model, not a curated record
AUGUCGAAAAAUACAAAUCGCGGAGAAACACGCGGGGCGCUCAUUGUCGUCGAGGGCUUGGAUCGAGCUGGAAAAUCAAGCCAGUGCGAGCACCUGCGCGACUAUCUGCAAGAGUCAGGCCACUCAGUAAAAUAUGUUCGGUUUCCAGACCGUACCACGGCCAUUGGCAAACUAAUUGAUAGCUAUUUACGUGGUCAGUCACAGUUGGACGACCACUCAAUUCAUCUCCUCUUCUCUGCCAACCGUUGGGAGGUUGCCAAGGAUAUUAAAGCAGACAUAGCCAAGGGGAUCACUGUGAUUGUGGACCGUUACUCAUACUCCGGUGCCGUGUACUCUGCCGCAAAAGGCAUUCCAACUUUAUCUCUUGAUUGGGCGUGGCAGCCAGAAGUCGGAUUGCCCCGGCCAGAUAUGUGCCUUUUCCUUCGUAUCUCCCUUCAGAGGCCGCAAAGCGGGGCGGGUUUGGCGUGGAACGGUAUGAGAACGAAACCAUGCAGAGCCGUGUACGCGAACUCUUCCAGACUUUAUUUGACCUGCAACCCCACGGCGACAUCCACGUUGUAA